Molecule: messenger RNA, 489 nt
Organism: Nilaparvata lugens (brown planthopper)
Lineage: Eukaryota; Metazoa; Arthropoda; Insecta; Hemiptera; Delphacidae
Exons: 1
Coding region: 1-489 (162 amino acids)
Source: RefSeq, a predicted model, not a curated record
AUGUCUAAGCUGCGGCUAUACAAAACACUGAUCAGACCAGUGGCCACCUAUGGUGCUGAGACGUGGACGCUGACUAGUAGAGAAGAGCAAGCAUUGCGUGUUUUUGAGAGAAAAAUUGUAAGGCGUAUCAUGGGACCAGUCAGGACAGAAUAUGGGUGGCGCAUUAGAAAUAAUGAAGAGAUUGCCAAUUUCAUGGGACCAGAAGAUAUUGUACGAGUUAUAAAGGCGCAACGGUUGAGAUGGUUGGGGCAUGUCCAGAGAAUGGAGCACUGCAGGCUACCGCAUAAUUUGUUGAAAAGUAAAAUGAUUGGUACGCGUAGAAGAGGAAGACCCAAGAGGAGAUGGCUGGAGGAUGUGAGGGCCGAUUUGCGUGUUUUGGGCGUCAGAGGAUGGGAGAAUGUGCUCCAUUGGACGAUUCGACGAUUGGAGGCGAAUUGUGCAGGAGGCCAAGGUCCACAUCGGACUGUAGCGCCAAUGAAAGUAAAGUAA